UGGAGGAAUUCCUGAAAUAGCAACUGCGGGAAUUCACAGAAGUCACAAGAUGGAAGAUUCUCAACACACCUUUUAGCCAAUAAGAUCGUUUUUUUGUCGCCUCUGAAAUACCUGUGUUCGUUAAUCACUUCCUCCUCGAGAAGCUUCUUCAUCAGACCGUGGUCUGGUAAAGGUGGAGAUCAUUCACUCUUUGGGAUCCGACGAGCAAGGAGCUCGGUUCUGUAGUAUACUUCCUGCGGCACUUUAGGCCUAACAGUAGUAUCGGUGAAUCAAGAUGUCCAGCAAGACAACAUAUUACUCGUACAAGAGUUCGUCUGGUGGAGGAGGGGGCGACUAUUCUCUUGAGUAUGGAACGGACAUUGGGGCUAUGACUCGUCUAGAGGAUAAAAUCCGUCUUCUCCAGGAUGAUCUCGAGGCCGAACGUGAGCUACGACAAAGGGUGGAGAGAGACAAGGGGGACCUCUCGUUACAGGUGAUGCAGUUGACUGAACGACUCGAGGAGGCUGAGGGGAGCAGCGAAAGUCAGGUAGAGUUGAAAUCUGUAGUCAAUAUUAGACAAAGUUACAUGAUACACGUUUGUUUACUGGUCGUUUUACCCUGUUUCUGUAGGAUUGAACGAGAAAAGCAGAAGUUCCAGUCUGAAGUGUACGAACUGUUGGCUCAAGUGGAGAGUGCAAAUAAAGAUAAACUUGCCUUUCAAAAAACUGUGGAAAAACUCGACAUCCAGGUGCACGAACUGCACGUUCAAAUAGAGGAAUUGAACCGUACUGUGAACGAAGUCACUUCCCAGAAAACCCGGCUCAGCUCAGAAAAUACGGAGCUUGUUAAGGAAAUCCACGAGUAUAAAAUCUCCUUGGAUAAUGUCAACCACGUUAAGACGCAGUUGGCCACCCAGCUUGAAGAAACGAAGCGCCAUCUAGAGGAUGAAGAAAGAAAACGAUCCAGCUUGGAGCAGCAAGUACAUACUUUGGAACUGGAAGUAGAAUCCUUGAAAGUCCAGAUUGAAGAAGAGUCUGAGGCUCGACUGGAAAUGGAACGACAACUAUCUAAAGCUAACGGCGAGGUAGCUUCUUGGAAAUCCAAGUACGAGACAGAAGUUCAGGCUCACCAGGACGAAGUGGAGGAAUUACG
This is a messenger RNA of Limulus polyphemus (Atlantic horseshoe crab), 1131 nucleotides long. RefSeq names its product paramyosin-like. Gene Ontology annotation, cellular component: myosin complex. The record is from RefSeq and is a predicted model, not a curated record. Lineage: Eukaryota; Metazoa; Arthropoda; Merostomata; Xiphosura; Limulidae. The annotation marks the transcript as partial. The transcript is spliced from 7 exons.